Protopolystoma xenopodis is the source of this 378-nucleotide messenger RNA. Lineage: Eukaryota; Metazoa; Platyhelminthes; Monogenea; Polystomatidea; Polystomatidae. The record is from the annotation of a GenBank genome assembly.
AUGAACAAGAACAAUGCUGGCGAGUUGCUUCUUGAGGCUCGAUGCAACAAUCUAUCUCCUCUCACUUAUGGGCAGCGGAAAGAUCUUAAUCAACUGGUUGAUCAAGCCUUUCUUAGCAAAUAUCUGCGCCAGCAGCCACAGCUGAUGGUGCGCUAUUUGACGCGUGCAACGACAUUCGGUCUGAAUUACGUCGAUCGACAUGUCAAUUCACUAAUUUCCGCCAUGACCCUUCGCCCUGGACAGCUGGCCAAGGAGGAGACGAGUUCAUUAGCCGGACAUGAUCAACGCUCCGGCCAAUCAGUGGACGGACUUGCUCGAAAACUGGCAGUCUACGCAUUGGGACCAAGUACAAAACUGGCGAAACUGAAGAAUAUGUAA